CAAAAUUUAUACGCAGUUACUGAGGCAUAAUACAAGCUUUUCGAGAUCAAAAUGAUGUCAAACAUGUCUAAUCCAGAUAAUGGUAUAGUUGUGGGUUUCAAGGAGGAAGAAAAAACUAUCAUAGAACAUCUUAUUAAUGGGUUAAAGGAGAGAGAAGUUGUUUUAAUUACUGGCAUGGGGGGAUUGGGAAAGACAACUUUAGCGAGGAGAGUGUAUGAGAAGAAAAAUGUAGUCAACCACUUUGAUAAGCAUGCGUGGUGUACUGUUUCUCAAGAAUAUGAUUGUAAGAACUUGUUGAACAAAAUAUAUAAUGAAGUUUGUGGCCACAAGACAGAGAUUGACAAUGUAGCUGAAGAACUUCGCAAAAGCCUUAUGGGGAGGAGAUACCUCAUAGUGUUGGAUGAUAUUUGGAGUGUGGAAGCAUGGGAAGAGUUGAAUAGAGUUUUCCCCGAAUGUGACAAUGGAAGUAGAAUUGUUUUAAUAAGCAGACAAAAAAGUGUGGUUUCUGAUGCCAAACAUAUUUGUCUUCCGUUCUUCACUGUUGAUGAGAGUUGGGAAUUAUUGCAAGUGAUGUUAUUUAAACGAAAGGGAUGUCUUGAAGAGCUUGAAAAUGUUGGUAGAGAAAUAUCUAAAAAAUGUGGGGGAUUACCUUUGACAGUUGGUUUGAUAGCGGGUCUUCUUGAAAAAGUUAAAAAGAGUGAGCAAAUGUGGCGUGAAUUUCUUCAUACUCUAAACUCACAUAUUACAUUUGGAGACGGAAUACAUAGCAAUGAUGCGAUAGAGCUUAGUUACAAGUAUUUAUCAGAUCAUUUGAAACCAUGCUUACUUUAUUUUGCUGCAUUCCCAGAGGAUAAAGCAAUCAAAGUUUGGAAACUAAUAGAACUAUGGAUAUCUGAAGGAUUCAUCAUAGGAAUGAAAGAGAAAGGGAGAGUAGAAGAUGAGGCAAAGGAUUACCUAAAUCAUCUGGUUAGCAGUAACCUAAUUAUGAUGUCUGGAAAGAAUUAUCAAAGUCUAGCAUGCAGGGUUCAUGAUUUGGUACGUGAUUUUUGCUUAACAAAAGCUAGAGAAGAAAUUUCCUUGGAGAUAAUUAAUAAUAUGGAAAGGAAGUGGGAUCCGACUCUUAAUUUUACACCGCAUCGAAUAUGUUUGCAUUUCCAAGGGAUAUCUCAUCUGUCUUCUGAAUUUGUACCAUGGAAUUCUUCUAUUCGCACAAUUUUGGUUUUCAGCCAUUAUACUGAUCGAGCCUUAUAUAAUGGCUCAUGGAUUGCUCAAAAUUUUGAACAUCUCACAAUUUUGGAUUUACAGGCAAUCCGUGUGCACCAAUCAAUUUUGUCUGAAGUUAACUCACUAAUUCAUCUAAGGUAUUUAGCUCUCAAGGUAGAUGGAGAUAAAUAUGCUAAUGCAGAUGAUGUCUCACCAUUAUCACUAGAGAAUCUUGAGUUUCUCAUAACAUUAAAGUUGCACUCAGUAAACGUGCAUUUCCCAAUUUUUUUUUGGAAUAUGAGAAGAUUGAGACAUAUGGUUAUUAUUGGUGCCGAAUGUGAUGAUUCUUGCAAGAAGAAAUCAAGAUCAGUUAUGAAUGAAGCAAUUCCUGCUUGUGCAAAAGAAUUGCAAACUUGGGAAUGGCAAUGUCCUUUCACUCCAAAUCAUGAAUGUUUAUUGAGAGAGCUUCCCUGUCUCAGAACUUUGAGUUGUAAGGUUUCAAGUUCUGAAAGCUUUCCUAAAAUUGACUUUCUCCAUCAUCUUGAAAAGUUGAUCUUAGUGAGUGCCAGGAGUGGUAAUGAAAGUCCACAUCUUCUUAAUGAUCUUAAACUCAGCAAGUUUCCAUCAAGUGUCAAGGAAAUAUAUUUGACUUCUAUUACUCUUUCGGUGUCUGCAAUUUCAACAAUUGCACAACUUCCCAAUCUUGAGACUCUAGUAUUAAGGAAAUGCAUGUUUGAGGAGGGCUUAACAUGGAAUGUGGGGGAGGAAACCAAAUUCCAAAAACUCAAAAGCCUCCAAUUAAUUUGGGAUUAUACUAAAAUUUGGAAUAUUAACAGUGCUGCUGAGUCCUUUCCUUGCCUUGAGCAAUUAACUUUGCUAUUCUGUAGGCACUUACAAGUGAUGCCUUCUGAUUUUGAGGAUGUUUUAACAUUGAAAAUGAUCUCUGUGAGGAAUUGCAAUCCCAUUGUUUACAGUUGGGUGAAGGAAGUUGAGGAAUGCGCACGGGAAUUAGGAAAUGAGCAACUCCAGGUCGACAUCGACAUCGACGGUAAGUGA
Molecule: messenger RNA, 2259 nt
Organism: Ipomoea triloba (trilobed morning glory)
Lineage: Eukaryota; Viridiplantae; Streptophyta; Magnoliopsida; Solanales; Convolvulaceae
Product: putative late blight resistance protein homolog R1B-16
Exons: 2
Coding region: 52-2259 (735 amino acids)
Biological process (GO): defense response to other organism
Molecular function (GO): ADP binding
Source: RefSeq, a predicted model, not a curated record